This is a messenger RNA of Choloepus didactylus (southern two-toed sloth), 4803 nucleotides long. It is a transcript of the gene VSIG10L, whose product is annotated as V-set and immunoglobulin domain containing 10 like. Lineage: Eukaryota; Metazoa; Chordata; Mammalia; Pilosa; Megalonychidae. The record is from RefSeq and is a predicted model, not a curated record.
CAGGGGCAUGGCAUCGAAGCUGGGGGUUGAAGGACAACAGGAGUGAGUGGGUGAGAGAAGACUUUGCUCCACAGAGUGUCUGCUGAGGCCUCCUAUGGGCCAGCUGGCCUCUGCUGCGACUUGGGACACGAGGGAACAAGGCCUGGAGCUCUGGUUCUGGUUGGGGAGACAGACAAGCAUCAGACAAGCAUCAGACAACCAAAGCCUGAUGGAGGGUGAAGAGCAGGUCCUGGGGUCAGACUUAGCGAUGUCAGCCCUCACUCACACCAGCCAUGGGUGCGUGGGCAAGUGACUUUCCUCCUACAAGCUUCCAUUCCCUGGGCUGGGAGACAGGGAUAGUAACAGCAUCGUGUAGGGCCUAAGGGCAGGGAUCUAGAUCCUGAGGGCCUGGGUUCAAGUCCUGGCUUUGCUACUUCCUCGGCAAGUUGUAAGACCCUUGGGCAAGUUGCUACUCGUUAAGCCAAGGAUUCUUUCUCUGUCGGAUGGAGUUGGGAGUAACACCCAUGUUCUGGUUAUCCUUUGCAGCAUGACAGAGUCCUUCGAAACUUGGUGGCUUAAGACAGCGAUCAUUUGUUUUGCUCAUAAAUGUGAACUCGGGCAGGGCUGCUGAGGAAAGCCCGUCUCUCCUCCAUGUAGCAUCAGGUGGGUGGCCCAGUGGGACCAGAGGUGUCAUUCAGAUGGCUGCCAAGCGGGGCUGCCCGUCGGCCGGGGCCUCCUCCCAGCAUGGUGGCCAGUUCCAAGAUACAGGAAGUGGGAUGUGCCAAUCAUGCAGGACCCAGACCCAGAAUUGGCACAAGGCCACUUCCACUGUACUCUCGGUCAAGCAGUCACAGAGCCUACCCAGAUUCAAGGGGACGGAGACCUCAUCCUUCAAGGUCUGGCUCCCUUCCCCGCCCAGGAAGCUACCAGUCCUGUCAGACUUGUCCGACCCAGGAGGGACGGGUGCAGGCCCCGGGUCUCGCUCCAGCGUCCUCUCGGGCACGGCCAGCACCAUGCACACCUGGAGGGCCCUGCCGCUCUUCCUGCUGCUGGCCUCCAGAGCAGGGGUCCUCACCCUCAGAGUCUCUUCCGGAGUUCAGCAAACCAACGUCUCCUCUGCCGCCUCUGACUCGGAAAGCUCUUCCCAGGGCCAGAGUUUGAAAGUGCCCGUCACCAAAGCCCCUAGCUGGAAAUUCCCACAACAGUCUCCAGGUUCAAAAGCAUCUGCUGGAAUCCCCGAUUCCCAGUGGUCUCCGGAGGCCCUGAGUUCAAACCAUGCGUCUGGGUCCUUCUGGUCAGAUGUUUCCGCUGAGGACCCGGAUCUAAAACUCCCAACCCCAACCCAGGAUCCCACGGCCUCUGAAAUCCCUGGACCCGCAGCAUCUCCUGCCACCUUGGGGUCUCAAGUUCCUGCCGCAGGUCCCAAGCCUCCCCUCUCCGUUAAGACUCCAGCUUCCAAUGCUUCUGUGCCAGUCCCGGACGCCAAGCUAUCUACUGAGGCUGCAGAUUCAAAAUUCUCUCCCCAGGAGCUGGAUCUUAAAUUCUCAGCCCACAAGCAAGUAUCUGCUGAGGCCCAGCCAGCAGCAGGCUUCCCCCAGCAGGUGGGGGGGCCUCUCACCGUGCUGGUGGGGACCACCAUCCGGCUCCCCCUGGUGCCAGCCCCCAGCCCCGGACCCCCAGCCCCUCUGGUGGUCUGGCGCCGGGGCUCCACCGUGCUGGCAACUGGGGGCCUGGGGCCAGGGGGGCCACGGCUCAGCCUAGACCCUGCUCACCGGGACCGCCUGAGGUUUGACCAGGCAGGAGGGGGCCUGGAACUCACCUCUGCCCAGCUGGCCGAUGCCGGGUGUCUACACAGCGAGGUCAUCCGGGCCGGGGGCUCCCGACAGACUCGGGAGUUCACGGUGGGUGUGUACGAGCCCCUGCCCCAACUGUCGGUGCAGCCCCAGGCCCCGGAGACAGAGGAGGGGGCGGCCGAGCUCCGGCUGCGCUGCGUGGGCUGGGGGCCAGGACGCGGGGAGCUGAGCUGGAGCCGGGACGGGCGGGUCCUGGAGGCGGCGGACCCCGAGGGAGCCGAGCCGCCCCGGGUCCGCGCGGAGGGCGACCAGCUGCUGAUCGCGCGGCCGCGGCGCGGCGACCACGCCCGGUACACCUGCCGCGUGCGCAGCCCCUUCGGCCACACGGAGGCCGCGGCCGACGUCAGCGUCUUUCUUGUGCACGGCCCGGACCCGCCGCUCAUCACGGUCGCCUCGGACCGCGACGCCGCCCCCGCGCUCUACGUCUCCGCGGGCAGCGACGUGACCCUGCGCUGCAGCGCCGCCUCGCGGCCGCCCGCCGACUUCGCGUGGAGCCUGGCGGACCCGGCCGAGGCCGCGGUGCCCGCGGGGCCGCGCCUCCUGCUGCCCGCGGUCGGCCCGGGCCACGCCGGCGCCUACGCCUGCCUGGCCGCCAACCCGCGCACCGGCCGCCGCCGCCGCUCGCUGCUCAACCUCACCGUGGCGGAUCAGCCCCCCGGCUCCCCACAGUGCACAGUCGAAGGGGGUCCCGGGGACCGCAGCCUCCGCUUCCGCUGCUCGUGGCCCGGCGGGGUCCCCGCCGCCUCCCUGCUUUUCCAGGGCCUUCCCGAGGGCGUCCGCGCCGGGCCGGCGCCCUCCGAGCUCCUGGCUGCGGUCCCCGCCCACCCCCGGCUCAGCGGCGUCCCCGUCACGUGCCUCGCUCGCCAUCUGGUCACCACGCGCACCUGCACCGUCACCCCGGAGGCCCCCCGAGAGGUGUUGCUGCACCCGAGGGUGGAGGAGACACUGCCCGGGGUGGCAGAGGUCGUGCUGGAGGCCUCUGGCUGUCCCCCACCCUCGCGAGCAUCCUGGGCCCGGGAAAGACGGCCCCUGGCUCCAGGUGGCGGGGGUCGCCUGCGACUCAGCCAGGACGGGCGGAGGCUCCUUAUUGGCAACUUCAGUCUGGAUAGGGACCUGGGGAACUACUCCGUGCUGUGCAGUGGGGCACUGGGUGCUGGGGGCAACCAGAUCACCCUCAUUGGACCCUCCAUCUCCUCUUGGAGGCUGCAGAGAGCCCGAGAUGUGGCUGUGCUGACUUGGGAUGUGGAACGCGGGGCCCUGAUCAGUGGCUUCGAGGUCCAGGCCCGGCCCGAGAGAUCUGACCUGGGCAGAGCCACCAUGUACAAGGACUGGGUCUCCCUGCUCAUCCUGGGGCCUCGGGAGCGGUCAGCCGUGGUGCCCCUCCCUCCUUGGAGCCCCGGGACCUGGGCCUUGCGUAUCCUGCCCACGCUGGGUGGCCAGCCUGGGACCCCAUCUCAGAGCCGGGUCUACCAGGCGGGUCCCAUCCUGGGCCCCGGGGCCAUCGCCGGCAUCGUCCUGGGCUCCCUCCUGGGCCUGGCGCUCGCGGCAGCGCUUCUCCUCCUGUGCGUCUGCUGCUUGUGCCGAUUCCGGGGAGGCUCCCCUAAAAAGAAGCCGCCGCCCCCUUCCUUGACCCCCGUGGUCUCCGCGCCAGAGAAGAAGCCGCGCGGUGUGACUCCAACCCAGACUCCACGGCCUCCGCCCCCCAAAGUCCCGCUGGAGGACCCUAGCCCGAAGGGGCCCCAGCCGGUCCCGGUCCCCAGUCCUGUCACCUCUCCAGGACGGGUCCCAAGGACGGUGCGGGCGGCCACGCAGGUGUGAGUAGGGCCUGUGGCCUGUGCAGCUCAGAACGUCCUGGGGCCGAACUUCCUGCUUUGCCCCCCGCAGCGGGCAAGGCCUUCCUGUCUGGUUGCCACUGAAGGGUGGACCCCAGACGAAUCUACCUGUGUUCAUGCGGUCAAGAGGAUGUGACUUGGGGGCUGGGGUGACUCCCGUGGACUCCUUGCACAGCCCCAGGCAGGCAGGGUGGGCAGGCCUGGCGGCGGGAAGGCAGGGCUGGCUGCCGUGCUCAGUUGGAGAGGGAGCCCGGCUGUGUUCUCAGAAAAGGUCUCUCUACUUUUUCCUCGCCUAGGAUGGGCUUCAUCCAGCUCCCAGAGUCUGCAUCUUAGAUCAGAUCAGAUCACGUCCCUCCUCUCUUUUAACCCUUCCAUGGCUGCCUCCUCUCCCAGACAUUCCCCCAUGCUACUCCAAGUAGCACACACUUUCUCUUAGUUCUGGGAAUGGGCCCCGUGUUAUUUUGCCUCCAGAACUUUGGCCCUGGAGUUCAUGCUGUCUUGAACCCUUCCUUUUACCCUGUGGGAUUUGUUUUUCAAGGCUAAGAGUACAAUUACCAUUUUCAGAGACCCUUCCUAAACUUUGCCCUUGAACAUGGGUUAGGUUCAGGAGUAGCUGAACCUCCUGCUUUUCAUCUGUCAUGGUAAUUACUUGCCUAGCUCUGAUAUUCUCUCUACCUGGAAGGUUUCAUGAAGGCGGAAACCAUGUCAUUUUCCCCACUACUCUCCACAAAGUCUGGCACAUAGCAGGCAAUCAGUAAAUAUUGGUUGAUUGAUCAAAUGUUUUGGUGCCAGUGCAGGUGGGCUUUCUUUUUCUUGGCUGGGUUUCUCAUUGGGAGUUUAGUGUGAUAAUGAGGAUGCCUUUGGCUGCAAGAAACAAAAUAUGUGGUGGCAAGAAAUAUGGAAGUCAGUGGUUUCAGGUUGGUUCAGCACCUCAGUUACCCCAUCAGCAACUUGAGGUCAUUGCAUCCUUUGCAUCCUUCUGCUCUGCCACCCUUAUUGGGUUGCUAGAUUGUCUGUAGGCUUGUUGCCCCCAUGCUAGUCGCAAGAUGGCUGCUGUAGCUCCAGGCAUCACAACUGUAUCCUAAGUCAAAAGGAAUGCAGCAUGACUGUCUUCCCACCUCCCUCCCUCCCUCCCUCCC